This is a messenger RNA of Elgaria multicarinata webbii, 840 nucleotides long. RefSeq names its product serotriflin-like. The record is from RefSeq and is a predicted model, not a curated record. Gene Ontology annotation, cellular component: extracellular region. The transcript is spliced from 8 exons. The coding region runs from base 1 to 840 and encodes 279 amino acids. NCBI's taxonomy places the organism in Eukaryota, Metazoa, Chordata, Lepidosauria, Squamata, Anguidae.
AUGGAUGUUGAAAUCCCUCCAACACCAGCCCUGAGACUACCCCAGCUAGCUCAGGAAGGGAGACUGUUGAGCAGCGGGGUGGACGGAACAGGGAUUGAGCCCAGCAGGGCCACGUUGAACAUGCUUCUUCAGAUUGUCCUCCUCUCAUUGGCUGCUGUGCCGCAGGAAUCUCUUGGCCAGCAACGCUCAAGUGUACUGGGUGAAAUCUCUGAAGAGGAUAAGAAGGCAAUUGUUGACAAACACAACAUGAUCAGAAGAGAGGUAGAGCCGACCGCCAAGAAUAUGCUGAAAAUGAAAUGGAGUGACGACGCUACCAAGACUGCUGAAAAUUGGGUCGUUCAAUGUUCAGGAGAAGCCAGCCCGCAAGGAGCACGAACGGUGGACGGAAGGGUGUGUGGUGAGUCUAUACUGAGAGCAAAUUAUCCCAGCUCUUGGACAGAUACUGUUAAUGUUUUUGCAAGUACAAAGCCUUAUUUCAAGUACGGCGUUGGAACAACUGAUGAAACGAAAGACAUUCUGAGUUAUACCCAGAUUAUUUGGCAUCAUUCAAACCAGAUCGGAUGUGCACAUGCCUUCUGUGUAAACAGUGCCCACAAUUUCCAUUAUGUCUGCCAUUACUGCCCAGGAGGAAACAUAAAAGGAAAAUUGAGCACACCUUACCAGGAAGGUCCAUCAUGUGGAGACUGUGCUAACAGCUGUGAGGAUAAACUGUGCAAUUAUGACUGCAAGUAUAUUGAUGAUGAUUAUUGUGAGAUACUGCUGAAGAGUUUCAAAUGUAACAAGAAGUUUGUGCAACAAAAAUGUCCAGCCUCCUGUAAUUGCCCAAAAUCAGGUCUAUAA